Drosophila ananassae is the source of this 482-nucleotide messenger RNA. It is a transcript of the gene PIG-P, whose product is annotated as phosphatidylinositol N-acetylglucosaminyltransferase subunit P. The record is from RefSeq and is a predicted model, not a curated record. The transcript has a single exon. Lineage: Eukaryota; Metazoa; Arthropoda; Insecta; Diptera; Drosophilidae. Bases 1 to 474 code for a protein of 157 amino acids.
AUGCCGGAACACAGUCCAGCACCGACUCCGCAUAGAGCGGUGUACGGAUUUGCCUUCUACAUGUUGUUCACGGUUUUGUUCUUCAUUUAUGUAGCGUGGGCUUUUAUCCCCAUCGAAUUCGGCCUGCACUCGUAUCUGCCGGAUAAGUAUUUCGCUGUUUUUGUACCAUUUUUGGUGAUAGUGUUCGCUUGGUUCUUCGCCUUCCUCAUUUAUCCAGCCAUAAAUCUGUCGAUGACGGUCAAUGUGGAUGCAAUUUCCUCUGUGGUGGAUCCAAAAUUGGCCCUGCCAAAAGGAACUGCUUUCAGCUCCUGGGAUCAGCUAAAUAAUGGAAAAAACUCAUCAUCUAAACAAAAGGCACCUGACCCAGUUAACUGCAAUCUUUGCCAGACAACACAUCAGUCCAUAACGCGAGCUCCCAUCGCCCCACUUCGAUUCCUGGAUCUCCAGGAAGUAAAUACAGCAUAUUACAACUAAAAAAGUAA